Physcomitrium patens is the source of this 1051-nucleotide messenger RNA. NCBI's taxonomy places the organism in Eukaryota, Viridiplantae, Streptophyta, Bryopsida, Funariales, Funariaceae. The record is from RefSeq and is a predicted model, not a curated record.
GAAAGGUUUUGAAGGACUUGCAUUCUAUUCUCUUAGGAAACCUUUGAGGAAUAGUUCGGUGUUUAGAAUUGAGUUUCUUGUAUUGGAGAGUAGUUGAUUGAUGUCUUUCUCAGCACGAGUUUUUGUCCGCACUUCAGCAUUAGGUGGGUUUUGAGUUUGCUCUGGUGUUUUGAAGCUCCAGCGACGAAUUCGGAACAGGUUGUGAGGAGUACCGACAAUGUCUGACACUCCAGUGGUUGUGAUUCCACGGAAAGGUUACGUCGAUGGUCAUCAUGGAUAUCACCAUUCCUACCACAGUGGCCUCAACCUUCUCCUUCGGUUGUUGCAAGCCUUUGCCACUGCUGCGGCGGUGAUAGUUAUGCUCUUGGCCACGCAGACCGAGUUCACUAGAUAUGGCGAAGUGAGGGGUCGGUGGAGGGAUUACCCAGCUUACAAAUGGUUCAUUAUCGCGAACGCUGUGGUGUUUGUGUACGCUUUGCUUGCAACUUUGGUGGCGUGCUGUGCAUUGAUUGCCAGGAGGGGUCCUCUAAGCUACUCUCCAAGCGCAUGGUUAACAUUCCUUUUGGACUUUGUAGCGGCGAGUGCUUUGAUGUCAGCAGCAUCAGCAGCUUUGGCUGUUGCCUUGAUCGCGAGAAACGGCCAAAACUUGCAAGGACAGCAUUACUGGCCCACAUUUUGCAACUACGUGACUAGAUUCUGCGACUAUGCACAAGGGGCCAUCAUCGCUAGCUUCUGUGGCUUCGGGCUCCUAGCGCUGUCCACACUCUUGGCCGCUUCAGCUCUUCACCAUCUGGCGUGGCAUAGACUUCACUGAAGUGAAUAUCUGUGAAUAAGCGGCGUGUUUCUCCAAUUUACACUAGACAAAAUAUGUGCGGAUUGUAUCUAUGUAAUAUAUGUCUAGAUCAAGUUCUGUGCGUAGCUGUAAUUAUGAAUACUUCCCAAAAGGAACAUGCUUCUUCCUCUGUCCACAUCCGUGUAAUUUCAUGAAGAAUUCAUAAUUGUUUGGUUACUAUUAGCCGUCGAAGCUUGACGACGGCUAAGUUUUCCUCCA